GGGUUUUAGAGUCGCAAACCCCUGACGUUCCCUUCACCUUCACACAGAAAUGGAAGGAGUAUCAUACCAGCGCUUCCCCAGGGUGAAAAUCCGAGAGCUCAAAGAUGACUAUGCCAAAUUCGAGCUCCGAGACACCGACGCCUCCAUAGCCAACGCUCUUCGCCGCGUCAUGAUUGCUGAGGUUCCCACCAUUGCCAUCGACCUUGUCGAAAUCGAAGUUAACUCCUCUGUCCUCAACGACGAGUUCAUAGCUCACCGCCUUGGCCUCAUUCCUCUCACCAGCGAACGUGCCAUGAGCAUGCGCUUCUCCCGUGACUGUGACGCAUGCGACGGGGACGGCCAGUGCGAGUAUUGCUCAGUCGAGUUUCACCUGCGUGCUAAAUGUAUCACCGACCAAACCUUAGACGUCACGAGCAAGGACUUAUACAGCUCUGAUCACACUGUAGUUCCUGUCGAUUUCUCCGAUCCUGCAGGCUAUGAUUCACCCGAUCAGAAGGGAAUCAUCAUUGUGAAGCUUCGCCGCGGGCAAGAACUGAGGCUGAGAGCCAUCGCCAGAAAAGGGAUUGGAAAGGAUCACGCAAAAUGGUCUCCUGCGGCAACUGUAACUUUCAUGUAUGAGCCGGAUAUUCAUAUCAAUGAGGAUUUAAUGGAAACUUUGACACUUGAGGAAAAACAAAGUUGGGUCGAAAGUAGUCCUACCAAAGUGUUUGACAUCGAUCCCGUUACCCAACAGGUUGUUGUGGUUGAUCCGGAAGCAUACACAUAUGACGAUGAAGUGAUUAAGAAAGCAGAAGCUAUGGGGAAGCUCGGGCUUGUUGAUAUCAGUGCAAAGGAAGACAGUUUUAUAUUCACAGUUGAAUCAACUGGUGCAAUUAAAGCUUCUCAGUUGGUGCUCAAUGCCAUAGAAGUCCUAAAACAAAAGCUGGAUGCUGUUCGCUUGUCAGAAGAUACAGUGGAAGCUGAUGAUCAGUUUGGUGAACUGGGUGCUCAUAUGCGUGGAGGAUGAUCCAGUUUGCAAAUGGAGUUAUCAGUUUGAUUAGAUCUAUCUUUUUUGGCCUCUAAGAUAGUGAUAACCUUCCUUCUAUUUUUCUCUAACAUACUGUAUCCUAUGCUAACUGCAUCUCUUUCCUGCUUUGUACAUACAUGCAUCUCAAUGAGACAUUAACUUCUACAUACUGUAUGGGGCACCUUGCUAUUUAUUUUGGAUAUAUAAGAGAGUGCCGUAAUCUUGAUGCUCA
Molecule: messenger RNA, 1238 nt
Organism: Manihot esculenta (cassava)
Lineage: Eukaryota; Viridiplantae; Streptophyta; Magnoliopsida; Malpighiales; Euphorbiaceae
Product: DNA-directed RNA polymerases II, IV and V subunit 3
Exons: 3
Coding region: 50-1006 (318 amino acids)
Biological process (GO): DNA-templated transcription
Cellular component (GO): RNA polymerase II, core complex
Molecular function (GO): protein dimerization activity; DNA-directed RNA polymerase activity; DNA binding
Source: RefSeq, a predicted model, not a curated record